Molecule: messenger RNA, 1059 nt
Organism: Silurus meridionalis
Lineage: Eukaryota; Metazoa; Chordata; Actinopteri; Siluriformes; Siluridae
Exons: 3
Coding region: 88-918 (276 amino acids)
Source: RefSeq, a predicted model, not a curated record
UGCAGUAGGUGGCGGUAAAGGUACAAGCAGACACCAAUAAACUGAAAAGCAGCCGCAGAAGAAGAACUUGAUUGAGGUCAGAGCAACAUGGCGGCGCCUUCCACGGACAUGUGUGAAGGCGCUGAGUUGACUCUGAUCCUGGACCCAGAUAAAAGCACAUUUCUGGGUAAUGCUCCUCUGUACCAGUCAGCUGAUGACCCCAACACAUACUACCUUGAUGAAGCUCUGACUGUGAGGGUGAACUUGUAUACAACUGUAAGCAAGCAGGAGGAGAACGUGUACAUCGUGGAAGAGGCGCCUCUGCCACAAAAUGAGUCGUUUACCAAAGAGCAAACCCUCUUCCUGAUCGACAUGAUACGCCAGAAGUUGGAGGCAGACGGCGAAAGUCUCCUCCGAGCUUUGAAGGAGAUGAACCCCCGAAUCAAGUCGGGUAAAAGCCGCAAGAAACACAUGUGGAGGGAGAUGGCUACUCGACUCUCCAAACACUUUCAGGAGGUCUUCCAUCCCGAUCACGUGGUGAGAAAAUGGUGCGCACUGGAGGAAGAGUACAAGAAGGCCAAAGACGAGAACAGAGCGAGUAGUGGAGAAGACGUGACGUGCGAGUUUUUUCAUGAGAUGGAAGAGCUCCUGGGUGGGCAUCAUGACGUCGAGUUUCCGGUUGUCGGCACGGUGAAAGGGGUCGAGGUGCGCAGACCAAAGACUUUGAAUGUGGACGCUGAGAGAGACUCUGAGGUGACUUCAACUCGACCCAAUCUGCUCAAACGGAAAAAAGCGAACGAGCAUUAUUUUGCUCUUCUGGACUUUUUAAAGGAAUCCACGGCGGCUCGUCAGCGCCGUCAUGAGGAAACACUGGCUCAGAUGAAAUCUGCUCAAGAUGGGUUUGAGGCCUUAAUGAACAGAUUCCUGAACAAACUUUGACCUUCUGUUGGACCACAACAUACAAACCAAACAUUCAACUCUGCACCUUCUUACUUGUUUUCAUGUUGUUUUUUUUUUAAUCAUUUAUGUAUAGUGUUACAUAUGACUGACUGGACAAAAUAAACAAUUAUUUUAGACCAA